CAAGAUUUAUAAUUCUCAGAAAACAAUUUAAUUGAUCUUAUGAGCUACAGCUACAAGAUCUAACUUCGCUUUACCACUGAAAACAGAUUGCUACAAGAUGUGACGGGAGUUAAUAACGGAGCAGGCUUCAACAGAUGAUUAAAAUUAAAGCACAACGAAUCAACGUAGCCCCAAGCAAUCUUCUCAUUUAGAUAUAAACUCGACAUAUAAAGACAGGCGUGAGUAGCAGACGUAAUUGUUGGUGAUGUCAAACAUUUAAAAUAGGCUAUCAACAAAUUGUUUGGCAUAGCGAUUUAGACAAUUUAGUUCUUGAUAAAGACGGGUGUGAAAACAAUGUUCAGAUAACCUGAAUCAUAACAAUGAAUUAUAGCCUUUUUUACAACAAUAUAUUUUUUAAAAUACACAGGUUGUCACGACAAACUAGACUAUAAUUGUGAUGUUAACAGACCAACUUGGUUAUCUUUUCGUUUAAUCAUAUUAAAUUGUGCUGAAAUGUAUCGUGUGUUGUUUUUAAGAAGAAAAGCUGUUUGUAUAGUAUCCACUAUUUGGAUAUUAAUCAUGCUUUUUACAUAUGUGUUUGUGACAGAGGAAUCUCAGAGAUCAGAGGGAAAGAGAUUUAGACAACAGAUUCGUUUGAAAGCUAAGAUAGAUUCCCUUCACUUGGCUCAGGAAACAUUCCAAGAUAUACCGCCUCAUAAAGAUGCUCAGGACAUAGAUUAUGGUAUACCUGUUGAAGAGAACAACAAAUUUCUUGAGGAGUUUGUAAUUGUACCAGACACAGAUGACUUGAACCUUUCUUCCAAAAAAGGGAAUCAAGAAAAAAACCAUGGGGAUUCAACAUUUGAAAAUUCCAGUGAUCCAUUAAGUUUGCCCCGUAUUGCUGAAUACUGCAACAUUCCAAAAUUACCCCAUACUGGACAAGAAGGUGAGGUACCAUCUAUUUAUAAACUGAAGUCAGUUUAUACUGUGAUGCGACAUGGGGAUCGUACAACUCUCUACACAUUUCCACAUCAUCGUAAUCCUACCAUCAGUUGUCAGUUUAAAUUUAAUGUGGCUAAACAUCCUAAAAUCAACUUGUUUGCUCAAACUAUGGAUUUCUUCACCGGAAAGCAAAAUACAGGAAGUCAGUUUAUAAACUGGGCUCUAUAUCCAAACCGUGCUGUUUGUGAUAGUUCCUUUCUGACGCCUGUUGGUGCCUUACAGCACAUCAUCAAUGGAGUUCAUUUUAAUCAGAAAUAUAUUCAAAAUUUAAAGUUGUUUAAAGAAAACUUUUCACCAGAUCAAAUAAAAAUCAAGGUCACAGAAUAUUCAAGGACAUAUCAAAGUGCUAUGGCGUUCUUGUAUGGCUUUUUACCCAAGUUUAACCUCACCGAACUAAACGUGCAGUUAACUCGUAACAUCUUUUUUUGUUCGGAAAAAGCUGUGGGAUCUUCAUGUGAAUGCCCUUCCAUUCAACAUUUUAAAAAACUCAGUAAUCGUGAAGUAAUGUCAGCUAAACAAAACCUCACAAGACUAAAACACAUCCGUAAAGAGAUUGCAGAAGUUUUUGAACUAAGCGUUGAUCAACUGCCAUUUAAUUAUGCCAUGUUUGAUAUACUGUCUUCCUAUGCCUGUCAUGGUAUAAAAUUACCAUGCAACAGUGAGGGUGUAUGUAUAACAAAAGAUAUGCUCUCUGGUUUAACAGAAUAUCUCGAUAAAAGUGGUGCUGCCUACGAAAAAUCCCCAAGUUUUAAAAAGCAUAAUCAGCUCUCCAGUUAUCCAUUACUGAUGGAUAUAGGCAAUCAUAUGAUAGCGGUAGCUCAUGGUAAAACCAAUGAAAAGUUUGUGUUAUAUUCUGGACAUGAUAAAACUGUCUCCCCUGUUCUCUCAGUUCUUGGAAUAAAUCCUGGUAAAUGGGUGAAAUAUGCGACACGGGUAGUGUUUGAAUUGUAUAACCGACAUGAUGUUAAAGACCAUUACUAUAUAAGAAUAUUGCACGAUGGCAAGGAUUUAACCUCUCAGGUUAACUUCUGCAGAGAAAGAACAAGUAAUGGACUCUGCAAGAUAAAACAUUUUUUAGAGUUUUUAAAAGAGGACAUCUUAAAUGAAACCAGAACAAAACAAUUUUUGAAAGCUUGUAAAGAUUUUACAAGGUAGUGUCUUUGUAUUUCUUUUAGUCAGUUGGAUUAUUUUCAGUUUUAGUUCCAGUGAAUGUUUUAUUAUAGAAUCUCAUACAAUUCCUUUCUUGUAUCAAAGGUGAUAGAGUAAAAUAUCUGAAGGGGAUAUUACCUUUAUAUUAUGCAAUGCAUUAUUGGCUGAUCAUACAGGUUUCAUUGGGAUAUGAGCUCUCCACAUCUCAUUUAUUAUAUCUCUAAAUGGGGGUCACGUUGGCUAAGUGGUUAAGAUGCUGGCUCGCUAGUCUGGAGGUUGGGUGUUCGAUCCCUGCAUUUGCUGAGAAAGUUCAUCUCGAUUUUCUGGCGUGGUUCCCCUUGUCAGUGAUGCAGGACGGAGGGCCUGACAAGGACAGCUGUCUAGUCAUUCAGAUGGGACGACAAACCGAGGUCCCAUGUACACAUUGGCGUGCGCGUAAAAGAUCCCUUGGCAGUUGGAAUUCGGUAUGAGAGUAGGCCAUAGUGCCGCUGUCCGGGCAAAAUUUCCCUCAUAGCACACUGUAUGGCGUAUGCCCAUCUUCAUUAGCCCACUUCGGAGCAGAACAGUAGGACGUAAAACCCCAUUUCAUUUCUUUUUCAUAUCUCUAAAUGUUCUUUAUUUUUAUACAAAGAAAAUAUUGCUAUAGAUAACACAUAACUGUUUGGUUUAGGUUUAUACUCAUACUCAGAUCCGGAUUAAGUCGGUGGCAGACUGUGUUGCAUUUUUGUAAGAGCGUAUGCCCCUUGUCACUGUGAAUGCAAGGGUCCCAGUGAUGUUUUCAGCCAAGGGCCCCAUACAAACUUAAUCCGGCCCUGAAUAUAGUGACUAGUAGUGUUUAAUAGAAGAUAUAGUAUUACUAUCUCUCACAUACAUCAUUAUGCAAAGUGGUGUGAUUGGUUCAGCACAAAUAUGUGCUGUGGGGGAAGUUUUAGUUAUGGUAAAAAUACGUAGAUAAGUAAUUUUGAAUAAAUGAAUAAGCAAAAUAAAAAAAAUAAAUAGAAAAUAAAAAAAAUAAAUAGAAAAUAAAAAAAAAAAAUUCCUCACCCCAAGGUUAUAUUUUACGGAGUAAAACGUUUCGUAUGGAGAUAGUUUGGUAUUACUAAUACCAUAGAGUAGGCUAGUAAUAUUUCUAAAAUACAUUGGUAAUAAAUAAAUAAAUGGUAGAGUAAAAAGUGUUCAGUGGUUCCAAGGUUGAGAUCACAGUCACCCUGAGUCACAUCUAGGAUUGUUAACUUUGUCUACUUAUUGCUUCUAUUUGAUAAAUCGGCCAGUUUUUAAAUGUACUGUUUUCUGCAUUAUAUUCAUAAUUUUAUUGAUCUGUUGAUAUUUUGUUGACAUUUAUAUUUAGUUAUGCUUUACACAUUUAAUGUUGCCUGUGGUGACCUGUCACUUGUAAUUAAAAUAUGUGCCAGUAUUUGUUUUUUUCUCAAAUAGAUUUUUUUUUAUUGAUGGCAUUCACUUUGUAUUUAAUUUUGUACAUUAGUACAAUGAGAAAAGUUACCUCCAG
Molecule: messenger RNA, 3637 nt
Organism: Patella vulgata (common limpet)
Lineage: Eukaryota; Metazoa; Mollusca; Gastropoda; Patellidae
Product: 2-phosphoxylose phosphatase 1
Exons: 4
Coding region: 493-2136 (547 amino acids)
Biological process (GO): chondroitin sulfate proteoglycan biosynthetic process; dephosphorylation; glycosaminoglycan biosynthetic process
Cellular component (GO): Golgi apparatus
Molecular function (GO): phosphatase activity
Source: RefSeq, a predicted model, not a curated record